Molecule: messenger RNA, 1917 nt
Organism: Nannospalax galili (Upper Galilee mountains blind mole rat)
Lineage: Eukaryota; Metazoa; Chordata; Mammalia; Rodentia; Spalacidae
Gene: Ebi3
Product: Epstein-Barr virus induced 3
Exons: 5
Coding region: 969-1643 (224 amino acids)
Biological process (GO): cytokine-mediated signaling pathway
Cellular component (GO): membrane; external side of plasma membrane
Molecular function (GO): protein binding; cytokine receptor activity
Source: RefSeq, a predicted model, not a curated record
AUAUCUCUAGCUAGCCUGGAACUCCCUAUGUAGACCAGGCUGGCCCAAGUGCUGGGGUUAAAGGCAUAUGUCACUAUGCCUGGCGUAUGUCACUAUGCCUGUCUUUCUCUUUCUAUUUUUGAUACUGGAAUGGACCCCUGGGUGCAUUUCAGACUGGUCUAGUGCUGGACACCACACCACCCACAGCCUUCAUUUUCUUUUGUGUUAUGUUGCUGUUGUUUAGUUUUGAGCCCUGCGUAGCCUAGGUUGGAGUUACAGUCACUGGGAUCCUCCUGUUUCAGCCUCCUGCGUGCUGGGAUAACACUUUGCCCCCCCCCCCCAAAUGAAUGUAUCUCUGUUCCUUUAUCAUCGCUUUAACCAGAGCCUGUCACAGUCCAGGUCCCAGCUCCCGGUAUGUCCUGGCAACCCCCCUAAAACUCCCAGGGGCUUUCUUGGUGCUUUGCAGCUUGGCGGGAGGAGGGGCGUGUUCCUGUAUGUCCAGCUGUCCCUGGGGGUUUCCCUGGGUUUCCUGAGCGGUCUCCAGGUACCUCGGGAGUUCUUAUGGCCCCAGGGCUAGCAACUGUCUGAAGGCGGGGGCUUCUCCCUCCAUCCACCAAGGGCCAGAGAGCUGGGGUGCGUGUGGGUGACAAGAGGGUCACCAUCAUCCUGCGCUGCGAACCCCUCUGGGCCUGUGCUCCUCUGUCUCUGUCUCUCUCAGUCUCUGUCUCUGUCUCUCCCUUCCCGUCCCCCUUCCUGGGGUUUCCCCGUAAGUUUCCCAUCAUCACCCCGGCCGGCCGGAAGGAAGGACUGCGCACCCCGCAGUGCUGGGAAGGCCGGGGUCACUUCUUCCUUUCCGAGCCCUCCCUCUGCCCCACCCAACCUCACACUCCGGGAGCUGGGAACAAGCUCUGAGCCUCCUGUACCGUCCUCAUCUCCAUUGCAUCCUGUCGGGACCUGUUGAGAAGUCCCCCUCAGCCCCCAGCCUGGAGAUGGACCCUCGUCUCUUGCUGACACUCACCCUGUGGGCCAGCUGCUCCCCUGGCCGCCCAGAGACAGUAGCUCUUAGCCAGCCCAGGGUGAGGUGCCGUGCCUCUCGGUAUCCCGUGGCCGUGGACUGCUCCUGGACACUGCUGCCAGCUCCCAACUCCACCUCAGGGGCCACGACCUUCAUCGCCUCAUACAGGCUCGGUGUGACCAUCCAGCAGGAGAGCCAGCUCUGUGUGCAGCUGACCCCGGAGGCCACCAGCUGCAGCAUUCCUGAUGUGCACCUGUUCUCCGCAGUCCCCCAUGUUCUCAACGUCACCGCGCUCAACCCAGGCGGUGCCACCAGCAGUUUCCUGGCCUUUAUAGCUGAGCAUAUCAUCCAGCCCGACCCCCCAGAAGCUGUGGUCCUGAGCCGGGUCCCUGGACAGCGGCUGCAGGUGCAGUGGCAGCCCCCUAGCUCCUGGCCUUUCCCAGAGGUUUUCUCUCUCAAGUACCGAAUUCGCUACAGGCGACAUGGUGCCUCCCGCUUCCGCCAGGUAGGGCCCAUCGAAGCCACGACCUUCACCCUCAGGGCCACGCGGCCCCAUGCUAGGUACCACAUCCAGGUGUCAGCACAGGACCUCACCAACUAUGGGGAACCCAGUGACUGGAGCCUUCCCGCUGUGACUCUGGACAAGUAGUAGGGACUUCCUAGCACCCUGAAAGAGGGCCUGGGUUCUUGAAAUCAUGAAAUCCUGUUGUCUACUUGAAAGUGAAUCGGAUCCACCUGUCCUGGGUUCGAAUCCAGACUUUUUAUCUGCUGAGCUACUGAGCAACCUUGGACAACUGACUUUACCUCUCUGGGCCUCAAUUUCCAAACCUGUGAAGUGGGGUCAACCUUACUGUUUCAGCAGUGUUGGAACUGUCAAUGUGAUUUAUGUUUAAUUAGAACAUUUAAUUAAAUGAGAAUUAUUG